CGAUUCUGUUAUUUUUAAUUUCGUACACACUUCUAUGGCAAAUUCUUACUCUUCUAAUUCUGCCAAUAAGUCAAAGAUCAUUCUUAACAUAUUCACCAAUAAGCAAAAACUGAGAAUUAUUUAUCAAUGUCUCGGGAAAAUAAUUAGUUCACAAGAUGAUAGGAGGUGUAAAUCUGUCUCUGACUUUAUAAUAUAUGAAAAUCAAAUCGAAUUAUCUUCUCAGAGAAAUAUUAGUACUUUAGGAAUAACAUUUUAA
Molecule: messenger RNA, 256 nt
Organism: Dentiscutata erythropus
Lineage: Eukaryota; Fungi; Glomeromycota; Glomeromycetes; Diversisporales; Gigasporaceae
Source: the annotation of a GenBank genome assembly